This is a messenger RNA of Salmo salar (Atlantic salmon), 648 nucleotides long. RefSeq names its product acetylserotonin O-methyltransferase-like. Lineage: Eukaryota; Metazoa; Chordata; Actinopteri; Salmoniformes; Salmonidae. Gene Ontology annotation, molecular function: protein dimerization activity; O-methyltransferase activity. The record is from RefSeq and is a predicted model, not a curated record.
AUGGAAGUCUUUCUGGUCUCCAAGACCCUGUUUACAGUGUGUGAGAUGGGUUUAUUUGACCUGCUGGCCUCGUCAUGGUGCCCCCUGUCUCUAGAGGAGGUAGUGCAGGUAAUCAGGGCCAGCCUGAGCGGUACUGAGAAGAUGUAUCUGACCCGGUCCAUCCACUACAGCUCCAAGACCAUCUACCUCUGCUGGCACUACCUGAUUGAUGCUGUGAGGGAAGGCAGUAACCAGUAUGAGAAGGCAUUUGGUGUCAAGUCUGAUGAUUUGUUUGAAGCCAUGUACAGGUGUGAGGAGGUGAGGGUGCAGUUUAUGCAGCUGAUGAACUCCAUCUGGAACAUCUGUGGUCGAGACGUAGUGACUGUCUUCGACCUCUCACCUUUUAGAACCAUCUACUCCAUAUUGGACUGGCAGCCAUCUUGGAAAGGCGCUAAAGUAAAGAAACUAGCUAAUAUCAACGGCAAUCAGAGAUUCAGCACCACGGACAACGGCAAUCAGAGAUUCAGCACCACGGACAAUGGCAAUCAGAGAUUCAGCUCCACGGACAACGGCAAUCAGAGAUUCAGCACCACGAACAACGGCUAUCAGAGAUUCAGCACCACGGACAGCGGCAAUCAGAGAUUUGGAUCCACGGACAGCAGCAAUUAG